Molecule: messenger RNA, 748 nt
Organism: Anguilla anguilla (European eel)
Lineage: Eukaryota; Metazoa; Chordata; Actinopteri; Anguilliformes; Anguillidae
Product: artemin
Exons: 3
Coding region: 31-672 (213 amino acids)
Molecular function (GO): growth factor activity; glial cell-derived neurotrophic factor receptor binding; receptor tyrosine kinase binding
Source: RefSeq, a predicted model, not a curated record
GGAGAGAGCAAGACGGAGGAGACAGCCAGCAUGUCAUCGGCAGGUGCAUUCUUUCACCUGGCUAACUGGAAGGUGAUCCUGUGGGUGCUGUCCUCUCUGCUGGCCCUGGUGGACGGCGUCAAGCCUGGAGGUCAGAGGUCAGAGCACAGUAAUGCCGUGAGGCUGGCGGCAGGCCACUGGCCCUCCGACGUCCCAGAUAUCGAGGAGCUGGGUGAUGCGUCUGACAUGCGCUCCUUCUGGGGCGGCCUGAUUGAGCGUCCGUCUCUGCCGAAUGAAGAGGAGGACCAGCAGAUCCGGUGGGAGCGCUCUCCCUCCGACGCCACGCCGUCGCGGGGGUCGCGGAAGAACCGGAGGAGGUCCAAGAGCAGCCGGGACUGCCGGCUGGAGAAGAAGCAGAUGCGGGUGCGGGACCUGGGGCUGGGCUUCGACUCGGACGAGAUCGUCCUCUUCAAGUACUGCGCGGGCACCUGCCACAGCGCCCGCAGGAACUACGACCUGGCCCUCAGGGCCAUGCUGGAGAACGGGAGCCUCCCCAAGCACGCCGCCAAGAAGCUGAGCACGCAGCCCUGCUGCCGGCCCACCCGCUACGAGACGGUGUCCUUCAUGGACGCCCAGACCACCUGGCGGACGAUCAAGUGGCUCUCGGCUGCCAACUGCAGCUGCGUGGGCUGAGAUGGGGCGUGGGGGGAGGGGACUGGAGAUAACCCGGCGAAAUAAACGACAGGAGGUGAGCUAAGGAAGAGAGGGA